Molecule: messenger RNA, 3176 nt
Organism: Perca fluviatilis (European perch)
Lineage: Eukaryota; Metazoa; Chordata; Actinopteri; Perciformes; Percidae
Gene: usp1
Product: ubiquitin specific peptidase 1
Exons: 9
Coding region: 256-2733 (825 amino acids)
Biological process (GO): protein deubiquitination
Cellular component (GO): nucleus; cytosol
Molecular function (GO): cysteine-type endopeptidase activity; cysteine-type deubiquitinase activity
Source: RefSeq, a predicted model, not a curated record
UUUCUGCUUAUAUAAUUUAACGCAAGUCUACGCACAUUUGCAAGCAUUACGUUUAAGUUUAAUAUUAGAUGUGACCGUUAUUCGAACAUUUUUUGCCGGAUGUUUUGUUGUUGUGUGUCGGUGUUUCACUGGCAAUGUAGCCACCAGCCACCAUUAGUGGGUCUUCCAAUAGGAAAAAGCGCCAACUGCUUUUUCUACACCGUCUGAAUCGUCAAACAAGUAAAUGGCUCAAAAACUGGAUAUUUCGUGAAAUAUAUGAAACUUCAAAGUGGAUUAACUCAUUCAGGUACCGGAAAAAGGAUGCCAGGUCUGCAGGGGGAAAAUGUUGUGGCUGCGCUAGGGAGCCCCAUCAAGAGGAGUAAACUGUCUCUGAAGUUCCUCCAGAAGAAAGAAACCAAACGGGCUCUGGAUUUCUCUGAACCUCAAGCAGAUGAACCCAAAGCAGAUGAACAAGAGGAGCCUGAGGCAAGCAGCUGCGAUCAGGUGGUCCCUGGUCCUUCUCCAUGUCCAACCUCACCUGGCCUUCUGCUCCCAUCUGAGAAGAGAGAGACCUUGGUGCCAUUUGUGGGGCUCAACAACUUGGGCAACACCUGCUAUUUGAACAGCAUCUUACAGGUGCUGUACUACUGCCCAGGGCUCAGAGACGGUGUUAAGAAACUGUACAACCUGUCUAAAAGAAAAGACAAACCAAAGGAAGAAACUGAUAAAAGCGAAGAGCAGUCAGAAGUUGUGGCUGAAGAUGUGUCUGCUCAAAUUGAGCUCCUUGGGAGCUUCAGCGGUCUGAUAGCAUCAGUGGAGCAGCUGCAGUCCAGCUUUCUGUUAAACCCCGACAGCUUCAGUGAUGGAGAACUCGCCACUCCGCCUCGAAAAAUACUCCACACACUCAGGCAGCUGAACCCCAUGUAUGAGGGCUAUCUUCAGCAUGACGCCCAGGAGGUGCUGCAGUGCAUCCUGGGAAAUAUCCAGGAGGCUUGUGUCACCAUCAGAAAGGAGUUGGAUCGGGAGGAUGCCGACGAGACUGAGGUUAAACUUGAGGCUGGUGUCCAUUUGGGUUCAAGCAGCCCUGCGACAGAAUCCAAAACUCCCCCAGAAGAGGACGGCCAAGUCAGUGGCAAGAGAAAGAGUGACACUGAAGUGGGAAAUGCUAAAAAGAAGCCAAAAUCUGUCAAGUCUGAUGAAGAGGAUAAUAGACCCUUCACACGCUCCAAAAGGAAGUCCUCCAGUGACAUCACAAUGGACAGCACCCGGGACAAAGAUAAAGAGAAGGCGGAGAAUGAAGGGAUGAAGAAACUGAAUGGGGAGGAGGACAAAGGGAGUGACAGUGAAGGGAAAGGUGAACAUGCACCUAAAGAGUCUGAUGGGAAAAGAAAGAAGAGAUCUAAGCUGAGCUGGCUGAGGCCUUCUGGGAAACAGCCGAGUAUUUUCUCCAAGUUCCUCAGCGUGGGGAAGAUCAGCUCCGCGAGUGUGAAGAACCAAAACAAACCAGAGCAGGAGAAUGGACUGAGCGACGACCAAAGUCCGAAGGAGAAGACCAGUGUGGAGAGUUCACCACACAACGUGGCUGAAGACAAGAAGGCAGGAAAACUUCACGAGGGCCUGGACCUGAUGGAGCACUUGUUCCAGGGCCGGCUGGUUCUUAGGACUCGCUGUCUGGAGUGCGAGAGCUUCACAGAGAGGAGAGAAGACUUCCAGGACAUCAGCGUCCCAGUGCUCGAUGACGAACCCAGCAGCCCAGACGACCUUUCUGAUGUCUCUCCUGAUCCCAAACCAGAGGUGAAGACACUGAAAUGGGCCAUCGCCCAGUUUGCUUCAGUGGAGCGCAUCGUUGGGGAGGACAAAUACUUCUGCGAGACGUGUCACCAUUACACCGAGGCUGAGAGAAGUCUGCUGUUUGACAAAACUCCUGAAGUGAUCACCAUUCACCUGAAGCGCUUCUCUGCCAACAGUCUGGACCUGGACCCAUAUGCAGGUCUGUCCAAAGUGAACACUCCCUUGCAAACCCCGCUGACCUUGUCUCUGGAGGAGUGGUGCACCCGGCCCUCGUCCACCGAUGGCCAACGCUAUCAGCUGUUUGCCGUGGUCAUGCAUAGUGGUGUCACCAUCAGCAGCGGCCACUACACCGCCUUCGUCCGCAUGUCUGAUCUGAAAGAAGCGAAGCUCCUGCUGCAGGACAGAAAAGAAACCGAGGAAGAGGAGAGGGAGAGUAAAGAGGAAACGCGGGUGAAAGACAAAGCCCUGGACUACGAUGAUGGGGAGGUGUCUUUCAGCCUGAAUGCGAGGGGUCAGAGGGGCGCAAGUUUGGCUAGCAGCAAAACACGAGGAAAGAAGCUGUCGGAGGGCGGGGUUGGACUCCUGGGGGGCCAGAGGAGUCUGUCUAGCUGUGCGCUUGGCAGCAGCAAACGCACGGAAAAAGCCGCCAGCAGUGGAUCAACCGAGGGAUCCAAACGGAGGAAACCCGUCAACCGCACGGGCCAAAACACUGAAGCAGGACUAAACAAGGAGGCUAGGGUAGGAGAGGAGGAAUUAACUCCUUCCCGUGGCGGCGUGGAGGCCACCGAGCAGCAGGCUUUGAACAGCCUCCUUGAAUAUGAGGGCAAAUGGCUGCUGUUUGAUGACUCGGAGGUGCGUUUGUUUGAGGAAGAGGAUUUCCUGCAAGCCUGCUCUCCUGAGACGUCCUCGUCAUCGACGCCGUACCUGCUGUUCUACAGAAGGAUGCCCGAACGCGGACGCUAACGUGAACACUGUGCACGCUGUUGACUGACUGGGGGUGUUGUUGUGCCAGACUGCUCUUUGGCAGCUGGACACCCAGACAGUCUAUUUGCAAUACUAGAACGACUGCCAAGAAUACUGUGGCAGUGAUAUUAGCAACUGGACUGAAGAGACCUUUCACAGAGCAAACAGUCUGGUCUCCGUGUGGGACCAAGGCUGUUUAGAGCUGUUAGUGGACUCUCACCUCAGUCUGUCUGUUAAUUUAGGUUCAAAGUCAUAUUUUAGAAAUACUCCCGACAACUUUCUACGUACUGGGAUUACUUCACCUUUUGAGAGGAUUUUUCUUUUUUUAUGUGACCCUUGCCUUUUGUAAACUUUAAGUACAGUGAGCUGCCUUUUUCCUGUCUGUACUAAUAUUUCUUGGACACUGGCUUUGAUACUUUCUCUGUCAUCUACACAUGUCACGU